Chelmon rostratus (copperband butterflyfish) is the source of this 849-nucleotide messenger RNA. It is a transcript of the gene foxq2, whose product is annotated as forkhead box Q2. Gene Ontology annotation, biological process: cell differentiation; regulation of transcription by RNA polymerase II; anatomical structure morphogenesis. Lineage: Eukaryota; Metazoa; Chordata; Actinopteri; Chaetodontiformes; Chaetodontidae. Bases 1 to 849 code for a protein of 282 amino acids. Gene Ontology annotation, molecular function: DNA-binding transcription factor activity, RNA polymerase II-specific; RNA polymerase II cis-regulatory region sequence-specific DNA binding. The record is from RefSeq and is a predicted model, not a curated record. The transcript is spliced from 2 exons.
AUGACAAUGGAGGACAGAAGCAGCCGCACCGGCAGCAGAGAAAGGCUUGGACUCAGCUUCACUAUUGACUACCUUCUGUUCAAUAAAGGAGUCAAAGGUUCUAAAGAAGAAGCGACAGGAAGUCGUACUGCAGAGCAGACAGCGAACAACGUGCUAAAUCAUCAGAAUCCUGAACCCAGAGAGGUGGGGAUUCGCUCUGAGACACAGGAGAAGCGGCUACAGAGGUCAGAGGCAGAGACUGAAGAAAGGAAAGUCAAAGAAGAGGAGGGGGAUGAAGAGCAACAAGAGGAGGGGGAGGAGGAAGUGACCACCACCACGUCUACCAGCAGCAGCCCAGAGAAGUCUGCGGAAAAACCCAACCAGUCGUACAUCGCGCUCAUCUCCAAGGCAAUCCUGGCGUCAGAGCAGAAGAAGCUGCUGCUAUGUGACAUCUACCAGUGGAUCAUGGACCACUACCCCUACUUCAAGAGCAAGGAUAAAAACUGGAGGAACAGCGUGCGUCACAACUUGUCCCUGAAUGACUGCUUCAUCAAAGCAGGCCGCAGCGACAACGGUAAAGGCCACUUCUGGGCGAUUCACCCCUCCAACUACCAGGACUUUUCUAACGGGGACUACCACUGCCGCAGGGCACGCCGCAGGGUACGCAGGGUGGCAGUACAGCUCCCCCUUUCCUCCCUGAGCUCCCCCUACCACCCCGUCCUCGCCCGGCCCCACAGAACCACCUGUUGGUGCUGUCCUCAAGUCCAAACGUUCCCUCUGCCUGCCUUGGCACCAAGACUCUACUGGCCCUGGUCCAGUGUGCAGCCUCAAGUGGGGCUCCACCCGGGCCUGCGUGCCUCUGCACCCUGA